AUAUUUUUCGGGUCCACUUCUGGUUCCUUCAUAGUGUACAAAUCUCGUAUUUCACGUUAGGUUAAAGAUUAUCACCUCUUUCCGGUACGAUGCACUAAAUCGUACUCAAAACGCCCAUCAAUCGAUGCCGUUGCUUUUCGAGAAAGUCGCGUGUAGUAUUUGUCAGAAUGGCCGAUAUACACGAACGUCCCAAGGUAAAAGUGAACUUUCCAAGAAAGGGAAAUAAUCCAACAGUGAAACGUAAAAAAUUACUAUCUUCUGAUUAUAUUAUUAAGAAGAGACAACCUUUUGAUACAAAGAAGAAACGGAAGAAUAACGAUAUAUAUAUUACUAAUAGUACAAACUUUAAGGCUCAAUUAAAAAGAUGUGAAAAACACUUAAAUAAUGGUACCUCCGAAGUGAUUAUUCAUGGUCUUGGUGCUGCCGUACAAAGAGCAUGUAGCUUGGCUCUACAAUUAAAGAAGAAUCAUUAUGAUAGCAUAGAAUUAGAAGUCAAGACUUCUACGAUAUCUCUUAUUGAUGAUUUUGAACCUGUCAAUGAUAACGCAGAUUAUGAAAUAAUUAAUCGAAAAAACUCAGCAGUACAUAUUCGAGUGUUUCGAAAAUUUUCGCUGCGUACCCUUAAAUAUCAAGAAUAAAAUAUAACUUUCUAAAAAAUA
Bombus terrestris (buff-tailed bumblebee) is the source of this 659-nucleotide messenger RNA. It is a transcript of the gene Rpp20, whose product is annotated as ribonuclease P protein subunit p20. Gene Ontology annotation, biological process: tRNA 5'-leader removal. Lineage: Eukaryota; Metazoa; Arthropoda; Insecta; Hymenoptera; Apidae. Gene Ontology annotation, molecular function: nucleic acid binding. Bases 168 to 638 code for a protein of 156 amino acids. Gene Ontology annotation, cellular component: nucleolar ribonuclease P complex; nucleus; ribonuclease MRP complex. The record is from RefSeq and is a predicted model, not a curated record. The transcript is spliced from 4 exons.